AUGGUGGGCGCCGGCGAGGGGGGUCGCGCUGGCGGCAGCGGCGCCGGGGUAGGCGGAGGGCAGCCGUUCGUGGACCGGAGCAAGGUGAGGAUCCUCCUCUGCGACAGCGACCCCGACAGCUCACGGGAUGUGCUUCGCCUCCUCUGCAACUGCUCCUACCAAGUAACCUGCGCCAAGUCUCCACGGCAGGUGAUCAACAUGCUCAACUGCGAGGGCGCUGAGAUAGACAUCAUCCUGGCCGAGGUCGACCUGCCAGUCUCCAAGUGCUUCAAGAUGCUCAAGUACAUUGGCAGGAACAAGGAACUGCGCCACAUCCCCAUCAUCAUGAUGUCCAACAGAGACGAGGUUUCUGUUGUUGUCAAGUGCUUGCGGCUCGGGGCAGCAGAGUACCUGGUCAAGCCGCUUCGCAUGAAUGAGCUGUUGAAUCUCUGGACCCAUGUGUGGCGAAGGAGACGGAUGCUUGGUUUGGCCGAGAAAAACUUCUUCAUUGACAAUCUUGAGUUGGUGCUGUCGGAACCUAGUGAUGCCAAUACCAAUAGCACCACACUCCUUUCGGACGAGACAGAUGAUAAGCCGAAAGGAAAUAGAAAUCAUGAAACAAAUACCUCGAGUCAACAUGAAUACGAGUCUCCUGCUGUGGACCCCCCCAAAACAGACCAAUGGGAAAAUUUACCUAGCAUUGCGGAAGAUGAUGAUAAAGCAUUUCUCAGCCGGUUUCUAAAGCUUAUCUUUUUACCAGCAUCUCCAGGAGGAAUGUUUUCACGCCCAAUAAAGACUAAUUUGAGGAUAGCUGAGUCAUCUGCAUUUCUAGCAUAUGUUAAAUCAAGCACUCCAGCAAACAACCCAUUGGAUAAUGAACUACAGAGAGAGGGUAAUCAGAUAGAUGUUAUGGAUCACCAGGGUAAUUUCUCUGGUGCGACCGACAGAAUCGACACUAAUAGUAGUAUAAAUAUUCAGGAUGAAGAAGCUUUUGAGACGCCUAUGCAGUAUCCUUUGGUGUGCUUUUCUUCCUCUAACUUGCAUCUGGAGCAAAGGAAUGAGGGCCAACAAGAUGUUUCAGGAAACCCUCCUGUGUAUCAUUACCCAUUUUAUUAUCCAGGGAUGGUAGAGCAUGGCAUGGCACUUCAUUCAGUUCAAAGUUUCCAAGGAAACAUAAACACUGCUCAAGCUCAUACGCCACCAAGAAUGCUCCAUCAAUACAAUGUUUAUCACCAAUCCCAUGGUGCAUCGAUGCAAUCGUAUCAGUAUAGUCCUGCUGGUAUGAAUGUGCAUUCAAGUCAUUUGUCAACGCGGAAUGUGUGGUCGUCGGUAUCAAGCACACCAAUUCCCGAGGAAAGACAUAGUCGAUCUGGCAGGAGGGCUGCAGCACUUGCAAAAUUCAGGCAGAAAAGGAAGGACCGCUGUUUUGACAAGAAGGUGAGGUAUGUUAAUCGGAAGAAAGUUGCUGAAACAAGGCCGAGGGUGCGGGGUCAGUUUGUUAGGCAGGCAAGCAACACAGAUAUAAUUAGCACUGGUGAUGAUAUAUCUGAAUAUGAAGACGAUGAUCCAUCCUCCAGGGACGUUGAGUUGGUUUCUUCACCAGAAUAG
Molecule: messenger RNA, 1587 nt
Organism: Triticum turgidum subsp. durum (durum wheat)
Lineage: Eukaryota; Viridiplantae; Streptophyta; Magnoliopsida; Poales; Poaceae
Source: the annotation of a GenBank genome assembly